AUGCAAAACUUGGUCACGGUACUUGGCUAAUUAUUUGAAAAAUAUGCCGACUGACACUGUUCACAAUGUCUGCCAAAAAAUCCCAAUGCAAAAACCAAACGGUCCUUUCUGUAUACCUCGUAUUUCUCAGAGAACACCGAGUAGGUAGGAAUGCUAUCAUCCAGCUUGGAUUCACAACCAAAAAUGAUGUCUGGCUGGUGUUGUGUUACUGCAGCUCCGAACUUUAGUUUGCUGUUUUCCCCUUUGAGCCCAUUGCAGUUAAUUUGCAGACCAAGUUACUUUUUCUUCUCCGUGUUUCUGCUUGGCUUGGAUUUAGAUGGCGUUGAAGUAUGAAUUGGUCUCUCAUUACGAGGCACAGGUGAAUUUGUGGAGUAGACGGUCCCAGAACGAUCUGGUGUCUGUAUUGUGUCAAACAAGUUGGAUGAAUCGACAAUGGAAACAGAAGUUGGCGCAGAUGAUGAAACGUUUUGGGAGUCACAUCCGCAUUGCCAUGGCAAUUUACUGUCUUCACAUAGGUUUCUGUAACGUUUCUGUAACGUUUAUCUGAUAUUCUCAUGCAAGCACAGUGAAACCAGGCACUGCAAUGGUCACCUGCAACGGCGUGAUGAUGGUCGAGCACUUUCUGGUUGCACCUGCCACAAGGAUAGAGUAGUGAUGCAGAGGGUAAUGGAAGGACUUCGGUAGAAGGAUCACCAUUACUGCGUGCAGAUAUUUGGGAUAAAGACAAAGACACCAUGUCACAUAGCAAGGGCAACACCAGCAUUGAACUGAUCAAAGAAAAGAUGAAAGAAAAGCGACGAAAGAAAGCUCUGAAUGACAGUAAUACAUCGUGGUCCAGGUCAUUCUCAAAACGUAAAGGAACAACUGCAUCAAUCAUCCUGAUCGCCAGGUUGCGUUCUAACCUGGCUGCUUCCAAACGCGAUGCUCAGCAGGCUCGUCAGAAUAUCUUGGAGCUGCAGCGAGAGAGACAGUUUCUGCAGCAGGCCAACUCUAGAAGGAUGGCAGAGAAAGAAUGCACUCAACGCUUUGGAAACAUCAAACAAGUUCUGUCCAAAGUGACUCCCAGCUUGUUGGAUGCCGUGAAAUCGAUUGGACUAGCCAUUGAUCUCUGCUCUUCCUUACCCUUGCGGGAGAGUAGCUUGGGACUUAUACCGAGGGCCUCCUCGACAUCAGAUGAUGAUUCCUUCAGGAUUAUGCAGAAAGCUGAUCAAGGGCAAGCUCAGCUCUCCUCGGCCAUUGAGAGUGCAGCCUCUCAUGUGAUGCAGGCAGCGGAUAGCACAGGGAACUAGCACAGAAUUGAUUCCAGAGUAUGGUAACUGUAAUAAUUGCUUCUUGAAUUUUCUUGUUUUGAAGAGAGUGUAUCACUAUGAUUUGAAGUACAUUUUAUUGGUUAUACCCCAAAAUAAACAAUUUUCUUAAAAACGAUAAACUGUCAUUGUGCCCCAUGAUGUCGUUGGGGCCAAUACAAUGAAUUCUAAAAGUGUCGUUUACAGGUUCAUGCUUAGGAUGUGGGAAUUAUUUUCAAAUAGUUUUUAAUAAAUGUAUAUUCAUGUUGUUCAUGCCUCCUAAGGUAGUUGUAGUUCCAAUUCCAGACGUCAGUCCACUCACCUGGAGCCACCAGUGAAGUGUUCCCGCACUAAAAAAAAAAAAAAAAAGCCGCGUCGCCGCACCAUUUUUGGGGCAAGCUCCAUACCAGGAACCGGAGACUUUUUUUGUGUGGCCUAAUCCAGCUCACAGUUAAAUAGUUACAUAUGUUAUGUUCUACAUGUAAACGUUAAAUUAGUUACUCCAUAUUGCUUUGUGUUAAUAAGAAAGCCACAAACAAUAAGAUGCUAGUGAUGCAAUCUACGUUGAAAGUGUAAAAAAAAUGUACAUUUAAAAAAAUGGUCACAUGCGGAGUUCCCCAAGGAUCCAUACUUGGGCCCCUCCUAUUCUCCAUUUAUAUUAACGAUUUUGUGAAAUCCUCUGAUAUUUUCUCAUUUAUUCUUUUCGCAGACGAUAGUAAUUUAUUUUACACACACCCUGACACUAGUGAGCUCUUUAAGACUGUUAACAAAGAACUAAGGAAUGUUUAUGAAUGGAUUAAGGCCAACAAACUGUCCCUAAAUAUUAACAAAACUCACUUUAUGUUUU
Molecule: messenger RNA, 2133 nt
Organism: Patiria miniata (bat star)
Lineage: Eukaryota; Metazoa; Echinodermata; Asteroidea; Valvatida; Asterinidae
Exons: 5
Coding region: 735-1289 (184 amino acids)
Source: RefSeq, a predicted model, not a curated record